AUGUCAAAGUCGACUUCAGAACCAUUUUUUCCCAUAGACGAUUUGACCAAGCAUCAAUCGCAAAAUUACCUAGCCAAUAUUAUACGUUUAGAAAUCAAUCGACAUGUUAACAGUGAUAAGAAAAGUGACCAGGCGUUCUACGUGGUAGACUUGGAGAACAUGGUUCAAAAGCAAGCCAGCUGGCUACGUUCAAUACCACGGGUUAAACCGUAUUACGCUGUCAAGUGUAACCCAACCCCAAUUGUGCUCGAGCUUCUGGCAACCCUCGGGUGCGGUUUUGAUUGCGCCUCAAAGGGUGAAAUUGAUCAAGUGCUAGGUAUAGGUGUGGCGCCCCAUCGCAUCAUAUACGCCAACCCAUGCAAAGCGAGUUUGUUCAUAAGGCACGCCCGGGCGGUAGGAGUCCGGUACAUGACCUUUGACAACGAGUAUGAGUUAGACAAAAUCCAGCGCUUAUACCCCGAGGCACUUAUGGUCAUACGGAUUAAAGUGAACGACAGUUACGCCCGGUGUCCGUUGGGCAGUAAAUUUGGCGCCCAUCUAGAUCAAGUGCCCGGUUUGUUGCUCAAAGCUAAGGAGUUGGGCGUACAGGUGGUUGGCUGUAGUUUUCAUGUGGGCAGUGGGUGUAUGAGCGCACAGGCCUAUUCGCAGGCCAUAGCCAGCGCCAGGAGUGUGUUUGACACGGGACUGGCCCUGAGAUUUAAAAUGACUUAUUUAGAUAUUGGUGGCGGUUUUCCCGGAUCACCCGAAGCAACCGAGGUCAGUUUUGAUGAACUUGCGCAGGCUGUUAACGAGGCAUUGGAUUUGCAUUUCCCGGCACUUGACUUAAAUGGCAACUCAACCAAUUUGACCAUCAUCUCUGAAUUAGGCAGAUAUUAUGUGGCCUCGGCUUUCACACUAGCCACCAGUGUAAUUGCUAAACAAAUUGAUGAGUAUCAAACUGAGCAAGGGUCUCGCACAGAAAUGACAUACUAUUUAAACGAGGGUGUAUACGGGUCGUUCAUUUGCACCCGGUUCGAUCACGUGGUACCAAAACCUGUAUUGAUAAACGCGCAUGUAAAUCAACCAAUGUAUUUAUCCCACCUCGCUGGACCAACGUGUGAUCGUAUGGACUUAAUCAGACGCAAUGUUAUUUUGCCUGAAAUGACCGUGGGCGAUUGGAUGUACAUGGUGAAUAUGGGCGCGUAUACAGUGUCAGUUGUAACCGGGUAUUGCGGAUUCUCUGUGCCACGACUUGUGUAUAACGUGUCGGCCCGGACCCGGCAAAUGUUGACAAGUUUACCAGGCUGGAAGCAAAUUAAUAGAAAUGUUUCCGGCGAUGAAGAGAGUGACCAGACGUUCUACGUGGUAAACUUAGAGGACAUGGUGCAAAAGCACGCCAUUUGGCUGCGCUCAAUACCACGGGUUGAGCCAUAUUACGCGGUCAAAUGUAACCCAACCCCAAUUGUGCUCGAGCUUCUGGCAACCCUCGGGUGCGGUUUUGAUUGCGCCUCAAAGGGUGAAAUUGAUCAAGUGCUAGGUAUAGGUGUGACGCCCGAUCGCAUCAUAUACGCCAACCCAUGCAAAGCGAGUUCGUUUAUAAGGCACGCUCGAACGGUAGGUGUCCGGUACAUGACCUUUGACAACGAGUAUGAGUUAGACAAAGUCCAGCGCCUAUACCCCGAGGCACUUAUGGUCAUAAGAAUUAAGGUGGAAGACAGUUACGCCCGGUGCCCGUUGGGCAGUAAAUUUGGGGCCGAUUUAAAUCAAGUGCCCGGCCUGUUGCUCAAGGCGAGGGAGUUGGGCGUACAGGUGGUUGGCUGUAGUUUCCAUGUGGGCAGUGGGUGUAUGAGCGCACAGGCCUAUUCGCUGGCCAUAGCCAGCGCCAGGAUUGUGUUUGACACGGGACUGGCACUCGGAUUUGAUAUGAUUUAUUUAGAUAUUGGUGGUGGUUUUCCCGGAUCGCAUGGUGAUAAUGAUGUAAGUUUUGAUGAACUGGCACAUGCUGUUAACGAAGCACUGGAUCGUUAUUUCCCGGCUAUUGAUUUAGAUGGCAACCCAACCAAUUUGACCAUCAUCUCUGAAUUAGGCCGUUAUUAUGUUGCCUCGGCCUUCACCCUAGUCACCAGCGUAAUUGGUAAACAAAUUGAUGAGUAUCAAACUGAGCAAGGUACUCGCACAGAAAUGACAUACCAUUUAAACGAUGGUGUAUACGGAUCAUUUAUUGAUUGCAUUCUCUACGAUCACGUGGUGCCUGAACCUGUACUACUAAACCCUCAUGUAAAUGAACCGAGAUAUCUAUCCCACCUCGCUGGACCAACGUGUGAUAGUAUGGACCUAAUCAGGCGCGAUGUUAUCUUGCCUGAUAUGACCGUGGGCGAUUGGAUGUACAUGGUGAAUAUGGGCGCAUAUACAUUGUCAGUUAUAACCGGGUAUUGCGGUUUCCCUGUGCCCCGUCUCGUGUAUAACGUGUCGGCCCGGGCCAGGAGAGCACUUGCAGUACAAGUGUUGGGUUCA
Molecule: messenger RNA, 2493 nt
Organism: Medioppia subpectinata
Lineage: Eukaryota; Metazoa; Arthropoda; Arachnida; Sarcoptiformes; Oppiidae
Source: the annotation of a GenBank genome assembly